GAUACAGACAGAGUACAUAACAGAGUACAUACACUUGGGGAAAGGCAGAGAUACCUACGAUGUAGGCAAUCAGACCAUCGAAUAUAUCUCGAUAUUGCAUUGAGCAUAAUCAUUAUUCCUCACUCUGUUCAAUAUCAUUGUGUGAGCAGAAUCAAUCGAACAGUAAGGUUACAACUGCAAUACCAUUUUAAUAGCCUUGACCUACAGCCAAAGCACGAAAAUUCGCGAUCUCACGCGUUUAACACUGGCCGGUACGGCAGUUGAUUGAUAUUAAAUUUCUGUUUUAUUUUAUAUUCGAUCAUUCAACAACUGUAAACUCCAAAUUUGCUCCAGCUCUAGCAUUUUGCAAGUGUAUUUUUUGUAUGAAAGAUCGAUACUAUUUCUCAUUCCCCAAACAUCGGGUCUUCCGUUCUAUUCUUGCAUCAAAUCUGGGUUCGGUUCAGUACACUGCGUCCAAGAUGUCAUCAGAAGCAGAAGUCAUUAUAUGCUAUUGUCUUAAGUGUGGAUUUGAGGUUGGUAGCUUUGAUAAUUCCUGGGAAGGUCUUGGAAAGACUUAUUAUAUACCCAAAGUCAUACGCGAUGCCACAGGAUUAAAGGGCAUUGGUUCUAUCAAGCUAGCAGUUGGUCCAGCACAAGUUGGAACUAUCAUAGAAAAUAGUUCUCUUCAAGAUUUGGCCUGCGCAAAUUGCCGUCAAGUAUUUGGCCUGCUGUGCGAUGAUGCACCAGAGGGUCAUCUGUUAAAAAAGGGUCAAUUACUCAUAUGUGCCAAGAAGAUAUCAAUGAAAUUGCAACAAACAGGGGAAAAGGCAAUUUUAUCCGUCACAAAAACACAUGAUUUGAAGAAAUCCUCAAAUAACUUAAGCUCACAGUCCAGGCGACCGUCAUCAAUCCUGCCAAAGACUCCAGCCCCCGGCGAAAUAUCACGCCAAAGUAUUGAAAACCCUUCCACUCCAGCGGCAUUUUCACCAUCGAUACUUGGCGAUGCAAAAAUCAUGUUAACGAUUUGUGAGCAACGAAAAGAUAUUGAUCGAAUUGAUGCUGCUGUGGGUCGCCUCGAGAAUGACAUGCAGGACGUUAAGAUCUUCAUGCAAAAUAUGCGCCGUGAUAUGACCGCGAUUCAAAACGCUCGUUCUGUGGCUGCAAGUGUCGUCGAAACUCUCCAGCAUGAUCUCAUUCGGGUGACCGAGAAGGCUGAUGAAGUGAACAAUUUUCGUAAAGAACUUUAUUCUCUACGCACUCGGGUUGGGAAGAUGGAGAGCGCUUCUCGCAAAGCUUCAACCUCAGAUGCUCGAGUAAUAACCACUCCUGCACCUUCUGAUGAAUUACAAGAAGGACAAAUUCUGCCCAAAUUAAUAUCUAAUGAACGAUCCAGUCCACUUAAUAAUGCGAGAGAUCUCUCGAUGUUUGAAGGUAGCCGGUCCUUGCAUCGGAAGCGCCGGUACACUGAAGCCGAAUAUGAUCAAGUGGAUGUCCAGACUUCGAAGCUUCCUGAAUUUGGAAGAUACAAACGCAGAAAAGAAACGGAAGCUCAACAAGAUGAAGACACAAGAUCUCUCUCAAUACCUCCUACUCGAUCACCAAGUAAAGAGCCAGCCACUCCUUCCAAACCUCGUAUCGAAUCUCCUAUUCUUGGUCGUUACGAUACGAAUGGUGACGUCGAUUGUACUAAACAAGACGUUGAAAUUCAGUAUAUCGAGCAAGAUACUGAAAGGCAGAUUCCGGAAUCACCCUCUCAACAAAUUGAAACCGAAAUGAACACUUCCUGCGAAAGUGAUAAUAUUGACGAACAAAAUAUGCAGAUUAUGUCAAAAGCCACGGGAAUAGGUGGUUCUAAUAAACCUAAAAAUGAUGAAGAGCGCCGACAUCUACAGAACAACUCAAAGGCUACUCAAACAAACAAUCUUGUUGAAAACAGCAAUAAUGAGGAACAUCAGAAUCUGCUGCAUGUCUCACAAGCUACCUCAGAUACAUUCCCGGAGUCAUCUCAAGCAAUUUCUCCAGCAAACUCGAAUGAAGAUUCGUUUACGUCUCACUCAGAUCAACCCCAAAACCAUCAUCGAAGUCGAAAACAAAUCGAAAUUCCCAAUUCUUCUCAAUCAGAAUUCUCACAGAACACGCAAGAACAACAGCUUCCAUCUAAUUCCCGUCGAGGUCCUGGCCGUCCGAAAGGCACUCCAUAUAAGCAAAAUGGUUCCGCUGCUGAUACACCCAAAUCUGCCCGAGGUCCUGGCCGUCCUAAGACCGCCUCGAAAAAAGAAAAGCAGGCACCUCAAUCCAGUAUAGCUCAAUCUAAUCCACGCCGUGGCCGUCCUAAGGGAGCCCCCAGUAAAUCUCUCAUUACUUCCGGCACUCCCUCAAAUGGACUCAGUAGCGAAGAACCAUUUACACCAGGGCGAACAUUGCGGGGGCGUAUACUUCCUGUUCCAAAUUCAAGUCCAUUGAUCAGGGAAGUUGCGAGUAUACAAAGUAAUUUAGUGAUUGAUUUGACCUAUGGAAAGGAACGUGGGGGUUCCGAGCCUCCUGGAGGAAUUAAUGAGAGUCCGAUGCAAAACCUUCAAUCACAAAAGAAUCACGUCUCGGUACCCCUAAAUAUUGAGAAAGACAAUCCAUCUCACCCUGCAAAAAGACAACGAAGAAAUACUCGCAAUUCUCGUCAAAGACCUUCUGUUGACUUGGACAAAGCUCUCGCUGCCAGACUCGAAUCUGGGAAUGCCACAAGCGAUGAGGCAGUAGAGAGUGAUGAUAUGGAUAUCGGAAAAGAAAGUAAGGUGGGAUCGAGUUCGAGACGUUCAAAGGGGUUUAAGGGGUCUCCAGCGGAUGAUGACACCUAUAAGCUGACUCGUGGAGAGAAGUAUUAUGAUAAACUUAAAAGGAAGAGGGCGCAAAGUGAGCUUAGUAAAGUAGAGGAUCGAAAUGGAGGAAAGGGAAAUGAUAACCGAGAUGGGCAGGAUAAUGAACAGGAGAGAGAAGGAAAAAGAGGAAGAGAAAGGGAACGUCCAAAAGAACAAAAAAGAGAAAGGAGAAAAAGUACGCGAAGGAGAGAAGUAGAAAGGAGAGAGGAAUUGGUUAAGGAAGCGUUGGAGAGGGAAUAAUUUGAUUGGUGAAAUUAUCAAGGUCUCGGAAAAUCUGGAAGAUAAAGGGGAGUAUGAUACCUGGUGGCAGAAUAAACGUAGAAUAGGCAAUCUUACCUUCUCCCACCUGCAUAACUGUAAAACAAUCAAUCGAGUUUCA
Botrytis cinerea B05.10 is the source of this 3231-nucleotide messenger RNA. RefSeq lists its product as hypothetical. The record is from RefSeq and is a predicted model, not a curated record. Lineage: Eukaryota; Fungi; Ascomycota; Leotiomycetes; Helotiales; Sclerotiniaceae. Bases 363 to 3092 code for a protein of 909 amino acids. The transcript is spliced from 3 exons.